AAAAAAGCUUUAAUAGAAAAACAAAUUAGGAUUGCAGUUGUUGGACUGAAUGAAGUUAAACAGAAUGAGCAGAAUAGAUUUUCUCUUUUUAUUUAUGAUGGGAAUAAUAGUCUUUUUGUUAGCAGAAGUCUGAAAAAAGAAAUAGAAGAUUCUACUGAGUUGUCAAUUCAAAGAGAAAAUCAAACUGGUCAAUAUUUAGAAAUCAAUAAUAAUAGAAUUAAUCUUGAUAAUAUUCUUGCAAACUUAGAAGUUUUAUAUCAACAAACAGUAGAUGGUAUACAAUUAAGAAUCAAGUAUAUUAGUACUAGACCAGAAACUUUUUAA
Molecule: messenger RNA, 324 nt
Organism: Dentiscutata erythropus
Lineage: Eukaryota; Fungi; Glomeromycota; Glomeromycetes; Diversisporales; Gigasporaceae
Source: the annotation of a GenBank genome assembly